UGGCUGUUUACCCUGCUUCGAGCGUGUGUUUCUCUGACAGAAUUCGUUAAACAAAACAUGUCAGGGAGGAUUUUGCAUGCCCGACUUGCUUCUUAUUUAUUUUUUUAUUAAAGAAUGAAUAUAGACGGCAAUACAUAGAACAGAAGGAAUAUCUUUCCCCACAGAUAGUAUACAGGUCAGCAGAAGUAAUAACCAAAGCAUGUAUGACUUUUAUAAGCUCUUUACUAAUAAUUAAACUUUUAAUAAUAAAACACCUUUAUAUAAAACCUUUAAGAGGAUGGACACUUCUCCUGUUUGAGAGAACUUUGUUUGUCUAUCUAAUCAGAAGAAACUUGUCUGGAGUCUGGUUUAUAGACGGCCAUGCUGAAGUUAUGGAAUAAGUCUCUUCAUCUCAGGUUUCCUGCUGGUGUUCAACACUCACAACGUCCAACGGUCCUGCAUUCACACGCUCUUAAUAUAGCUUGCCUAAAGUCAUACGAGACUGCAGUUGAGACUUAAAACUAGUCUGAAGACACGGGGACUCUUUUUGUAAACAUUUUUGUACUGAGGCAUUCCUUAAAAUUUGGCGUUUGUAGUUGUUGAGCUAUUGGACUGACUCUCUGGAUUAAAUGGUGAACUGGUUUGCCAUGAAGAACAUGGAAUUACUCAGGGAUCAAGAAGCAUUAUGACAGUGAUGUAAUGUGAAUCGCCACAGAUAUUUAUCCGCAAGGAAAGUUCAAUAUUUUAUCAAACAGCUUUAAGUUGUUCCUGCAGAAAUGAUAUGCCACUUGACUCUUCUCGUUGUCUUCAAUCUUUUCGUGUCUCAGUGCCAAGGCGGCUGUGCGGAGGUGGACUCCAUGACUGAAGCCGUGUCAGGAGAAGGAUUCCUGCUGGGCUGCAUCUCCUGUAAAAAGAGAGAGGAGGUGUCUGCCCGAGCCACUGUGGACUGGCACUUCAAACCGCAGGGAGUGGAGGAUUUCAGGCCUAUUUUCCACUACGAAUACCCCAGUGCCAACAUCACGGAUGAGGAUUUCAGCAACCGUUUAGAGUGGCAUGGGACAAAAAACAGUGACAUACAAAUAGGAGCCAUUUACAUUCAUAACGUCACCUUCAACGAAGCGGGGACGUACCGCUGCACAAUCCACCGCACCCUCUUCCUGCCCCUGUAUAAUGAGAACGUCAUUGUGGAGAAGGAGGUGGAGCUCACUGUUGUGGCUGUAGCCAAUCGGGAGCUGACAUCGGUGAUCUCAGAGAUCCUGAUGUACGUGCUGAUCGUGGUUCUGCAGCUGUGGCUCAUUGGGGUUCUGAUCUACUGCUACAAGAAGAUUUCAGAAGAGUACGAAGCUCGGGAUGCCAAUAAAGCUCUUAAGGCUCAGACAGCGCUUGCAAAAGACAACUGUGAUGGGGUGCAGCUAGAGUGACUUUAGCAGUAGAAGAGAUCUUCUCUGCAAGAUUGAAGCUUCUUACUGUAGCAGAAAUGGCACAAUAACUGUAUAAGAAGUUGAUUUGGAAUGUUGGUUGGUGCCCAGUUGUCUAUAUGUACCCUGUAUUAUUAACUGUAAACUGAAUCAGAUGAAGGUUUGUAGAAUUGUGAAAAAAGGCCCUUUUUCAAGGUUUGUGAAAACAAAUUGCCUUAAAUUUAGCGAAUCAAAAAGCUGUUAUUGUUUAACAAUCUUUGAAUAGUCAAUGAUGUACUUUAAUCAUACAAAUUCCCAGAGCCCAAAAUAAUGUUUUAACACAGGAGUAUUCAGCUGAAACAAUGAGAUGUAGAAAUGCAGGAAACCUUGAUAAUACUCCUAUUGUAGGACAUAAAAAGUGUAACAGUCAUCCAAACGGCCAUUGAUACAUUUUCCAUUCAUGAUCAAAUGACUGACUGAGUGAAAGUAAUUCAGGAUUAUUUAACACUUAUAAACACCCCACUGAUACUAGUUUAUCUGCAUGCCUCAGCUCUCAUUUCUACAGGAUCAAUAGUGAAAACAGAAAUGUGUGUAGAUAAAAUAAAUAACUUUAUAUAUGAUCUUAAAGGCGCUGUGGAAAGUCUUUAUAUUUUUAGAUAACCUUGACAUCACUCAUUGUUAAGCAUAAGCAGGGUGUCAGGAUGUCGGACUAAACUUAUGUUUGUUUGUUUUUUUGCACGUUAAAGUUUGUAAUUGAACUUGAAUAAAAUAGUUGUUUUUAUAAA
Eleginops maclovinus (Patagonian blennie) is the source of this 2161-nucleotide messenger RNA. RefSeq lists its product as uncharacterized. The transcript has 6 exons. Bases 756 to 1400 code for a protein of 214 amino acids. NCBI's taxonomy places the organism in Eukaryota, Metazoa, Chordata, Actinopteri, Perciformes, Eleginopidae. Gene Ontology annotation, molecular function: transmembrane transporter binding; sodium channel inhibitor activity. Gene Ontology annotation, cellular component: voltage-gated sodium channel complex. Gene Ontology annotation, biological process: cardiac muscle cell action potential involved in contraction; sodium ion transport; regulation of sodium ion transmembrane transporter activity. The record is from RefSeq and is a predicted model, not a curated record.